AUGGCGGUCGCAAAACAGCCUGAAAGCAACGAUCAUAUUUAAUUUCCAAGUGAACGAAUAGCUGUACUACCAAUCCAGAUGAACCGGAUAAAAAGUCAAACGUAAUGUGGCAGUUUACGAGCGAAAUAAGGAUUCGUAUGGACCUGUUAUGGAGAGGUUUUGCCGUGUUAGUUGUUUUGUUUGCGGCGAAAUUGGACGCAACCAGUUCAAGCUCUGUUCUUAGUUCAGGCUUCGCUUCAAGUGUGUUGCCAAGUAUAUCGUCGAGUACGCUGUUCACAAGAAUCCAAAGUAUAUCAUCUAGGACAAAUGGUGGUGUUUCGACAGCAGAAUUAUCAUCAACAUAUGCAAAUAAUGCCACUUCACCUGUGGAACUGGCUAGUAAUGCCACUUCAAGUUUGCUGUCCAGCAACAGCAUUACAAAAACAGAGACUUCAGCUUUGUCCAUUUCAGGAACAAGGACGUUCAAUAGUCAAGGAACAACAGUUUCUUUAAUAAGUUCCCAAAAUGUUGGUGUUAGUCAAACUAGCACUGAUGUUGUCUUGAGUACUGUUAGUUCAAAUCAUUCUAUAAAUACUUCAUCAGUAUCUUCCUCAUUUCUUAAUCUAAAAAGUUCAAGCGCUUUUAUAUUAAGUAACACGAGGACAUCAGCUUCCUCAUCUCAACAACUGCAAACAUCUGACAUGUCUCCUUCAUUGCAGCAGGGUAGUACAUCAACAUCCAUGUCAUAUCUGACCUCUGUUGUUUCUUCAGCAGCGAACCUAUCAAAUGUUGUUAGCGCUACAAGAACGUUGUUGUCGACACACUCAUCAUCUGCAAUAGGAAAAUCAAUUUCUAGUCAAAGCCAGCCGUCUCACACAUUGACUGUUAAUGGUUCUUCAACAGAAUUGCCCAGUCCAUCAAUAGCAGGAUCAUCGUCUCCUCAACUGGUGAACUCUCUUAUGGUUUCAUCAAGUUCAAUUGCCAUAGCAACAAACAGAACAUUGGCAACAAGUCCCUUAACUAGUAACAUGUUAACUAAUGCUUCAAAAACUGCCACUGAAAGCUUUUCAACUCGUACAAUCUUAGCAAGUACAACUGCAAAAUCUGUCACAGAAAGUGAAAUGUUUAGUGCAGGUGAUUCUGUUGCAUUGACUUUGAAUUCCAGUGCUCAGACAGUUAAUGCUACUGUAAUGCCAACAACUGUCUUACCUAUAAAGACGACAAUAUCUGCCACACAUACUGGUGAUUCUACACUUCUAUCAGCGUUGCAAAGCAGUAGCUCUACUGUGAAUUUUGCCGGCCAAUCUUCGUCAUUUUCAAGCUCAAUGGGACUCGUCAGCCAAACAAGAUCUGUUACCAACUCAUCAGCUGUCUCACCUUCAAGUGUUCCAAGUCUUAAUGAAACUGCAGUGAAAACAUCUGGCUUGUUGCCAUCUGCUACUGUUCCUUCACAAACUUCAUCAGCACCUAAUUUAAGUUCAGUUGGUGUAGGACUUGAAUCCUCCGUAACUACAGCUGUAGGUGAAGGAUCAAGUGUCAUGGUCUCCCAAAAUACCACAAUUCAAUCAACAUCAGCCACAGUGUCAAGUAUUGGAGUUUUGUCUCCCAUAGCAACAACCUCAGGGAAAGAAUCAACCCUAGUGUCAAGUGCGUUAGCAGUAUCAUCAAGUCAGCUGGUAUUACCAGUGGCUUCUUCAAGCUCAGUAACAGAAGGAAUCAUAUCACCCACGCCAACAGCUAUGGGCGAAAGUCCAAGCUCAGCACCAUCUGUGGCAUCAUCAAGAUUGUUGUUCUCAAGAUCUAGUCGAUCAAGCUUGACUGGUGGAUUCACUCUCACAUUGGAAACAGUAAUGCCCUCCAGGUCAUCUGUAGAAACAGUGACAUCUGCAGCGGCAUCUGUCACUCCAAGCAAGACAUCUACAGAUGAAGGGUUUAUAGUUACUUCUUAUUCUACUCCUUGUUACAUCUAUUAUGUGGUGGAAAAGACUGUUUUUCCUGUGGCAACUGCUAAUCACAGUGCAGCUUUAUCAACAUCAACCACCCCUAAGAUAACGUUAGACAUUGCAAGUGCUUCCAGAAUGCAGUCAGGAUUGCCUUCAGUGACAUUAACACAUACCAUUUCCAUGCCAACCCAAGCUAGUGAAACACAGAGCCAGGUGGUUGGUUCAGCUGUUGCACUAACAUCCUCAACCGGCGUGGUGGGAGUCUCGGCAGACAGUAGCUUGAUCACACCCCCAUCAACAUUGAAACGCGAGUCAAGUAAAGUAUCUCUUUUGUCAUCUGAAGCAGUCACAAAGGCGAUGGUUACAGCCACGAGUACAGUUGUACAGACAGGCAGUCUGAGUGUAGCAUCUGUGAUGCCGUCUAUGUCCAGUAGUAUCGUAGGCAACAGAAGGAAUACCAGUGAUGUCAGUACAUUUCAAACAGGCAUACUUUCAACUAAAGUGCAAUCUACACCAUCACUGUCUGGUACAUUAGCCAUUCCUCGUGUCACCUCCUCAGUGUUGGAAUUGCAGAGUACAUCCCUGACAAGCAAGGCUUCGGUCUCUAGUACAAUGACUUUGUCUGAUAGCUUCACCCCAAUAGUUGGCAGUGCUAGUAUUUCAAAGAUGCAGAAUGUGACCACACCUUCUAUCACUGCUACUUCGUCAUCAAUUAUUACACAAGCCACCACUAAACAUGAGAGUCUUCAAUCCACUCCUAGAAGUUCUUCUGUUAUGUCUAGAAGCUCAGCUGAGUCGACGGCAUUUGUCUCCACUCUUGCCGAAUCGCUUCCUUCUCAAAGUGUCAGUUCUACUGAGGCUGUUAGCUCAGUCUCGCUAGUCAUCUCCAGUGAUAGCAAACCAGUAACCACACAAUCCCCUAGUGGAUCUAUUUUGCCAACAAAGAGUGCAAGUAUCGUCCAAACCAGCGCUUCAUCUGAGACACUAACAAUAAUCCUUUCUGGAACUUCAAGUGAAAGUCAUGUUGUGACAAGUUCAUCACAAUUUACAAAUGCUUUGGAAUCUUCCGAUGUGUCAAUGAUGAAUAGCACAAGAAUCUCUUUGAUGUCAUCUGCGACCACGAGUAGAAAUCUUUCUUUUGCUGCUGACAAAACUGUGACAAGUAGUAUUUCCUCUCCUUCUGUAUUACUGAGCUCAAUGACAACAGUAAGUCAAGACAGAACUUUUACAGCGGUGUCUUCACAAGUGAGUUUGGGUGGUACUGAAACAACCAAAGCUAGCGCCUCAGUUGAAAGUGUUAUUCAUUCACAGAACUCUUCUGUUGUCCAGUCCAAUACGAUGGCACUAGUGGAUUCGUCCGCUUCUAGUGCGGAGAAAGUCUCAUCCACAAACAUUCAGGCAUCACCGAGUGCUAGUCUAGCAAUGUUGACACCAUCAACAGUAGUAUCCAAAGGGAGUGUUGUGAGUUCUCAGAAUGGAAGCCCAACUAGCACCAGAACCCAAGUUGCUGAGUUAAGUUCAUUUUCACAAGCAGAGAACAAAACGUCUGCUUCCAGCGCACAGUCGUUCUCAUCUUCCAGUAUCCAUAUGCCGUCUAGUGUGAGUACUAGCGUUGGAGAACCUCACUCAUCAAUGGUACUGUCUUUGUCUGUAACACCAUCUCAAACAGGUGUGGGUAGUGCUCAAGCUAGCAGCAGUAUUCACGUUGCUCUGUCAAGUUCAUUUUCACAGGCAGACAGUAGAUCGUCUGCUGUGGGAAACCUAUCAUCAUCUCCGUCUUCAAUGGUGGCCUCGUCAUCCGGAUCAUUACCUAGUAAAAGGCGCCGAAAGAAACGAGCAGUUGGUGAUACAAACAGCACAACUUCAGUUGUUCAUUCUUCAACACUUGCCUUGCUAACAAGUUUAUCUUUUUCAAUGCCGCAGGGAAACUCCACUUCAAUUGUUGUGCGUCCUUCAGGUUUACUGAGCACCAGCUCUGCUUCAGAACCAAUGCUCACUGUUGAUACCACGGGUGUUUCAUCGGCAGUUGUUAUGGCAACAGGGAGCGCAACAAGCAGUUUUCAUUUAUUACCGUCGCAACAAGCUAACGUCACAAGGAGUCAUACUGGUUCUGUUGCACAAAGCCCAUCAUCAGCUACCUUACAUGUGGACCUAACGCCUGGUGGAACUCGUACGCAGUCUCAUAGUGUGCUUAUGUCAUCUUCAGGCAAGGAAAGCUCCGUAUUACAAGCGUCAGAAGCUGUUAAAAGCACGACUGCCCAUGUUAAUUUGUCUGAAACAAAUGUUGUGGGUACAAUGACGCCAUCACCAACUAGUGUUGUGCUCAGCACCAAGGUUACAUCACCUUCUUCAUUAUCACGUGGCAUAGUGACGUCCUCUGUGGCGUUGGGUAACAGUACUUCAACUUUACCUCAGUCAGUUGUAAGUGAGUCAUCAAGGGUACAAAGCUCUUCAGUGGCUGUUGUAAUCUCGUCUUCGUUUGUGGAUAAUGGGACUUUACCUUCAACAUCCUCCUCGGACCUGGAACCAUCCGCAUCGGCAGUGCUUGGAAAUAGCACUUCAACUUUACCUCAUGCAGUUUCAAGUGUGCCGUCAAGUGUAAAGAGCCCCUCUUCAGAUGUGGUCGUGUCAUUCACAUUUGUUGAUAAUAGAAAGUCACCUUCAACAUCUUCCCAAGAUUUGAUGUCAUCGUCUGCUAUUUUGAGUGACAGUGCUUCAAGUUUGGCUCAAUCCACCACAAGCAUGAACCAGGCAUCUACAUUGAUAAGAAGUGCAAGUGUAACAGCAUCCACCUCACGUCGUUUACCAGAUAUGAGUUCCUCUUUUGUGGUUGUCGUUCCUUCUCCAUCUUCAGUCUCGUCAAGUGUCAAUCAGCCACCUGGUGAAUCAAGCAUAUCUGUUCUUUCUUCAUCUCCACAACAAACUAACAUUAGAAGUGUUACUUCUUCAUCAACCGUUAGUAGCUCUCCUUUAGCAAGUAUUUCUGUGGUGUCAACUACUCUGCAUGGCUCCAGUGAGAUCACAAGUUCACCAAGUCCUUCAUCGUCGGCCCCAUUGUCAAGCCCAACCACCGAUCAAUCGAGUCAGGCAGUUUCAAGUUCUGUACUAACUCGACCAUCACCCUCAGCCGUACAAACCAGCGAGGUACAACAGACUGCAGUCAGUUCAUCUGUGGAAGUGUCUUCAAGCUCUCGUGUUUAUCGACCUCCUCUAGUGACCAUCUCAAGUCUCGGAAUCUGCUAUGUUGUGUACACCACCAGGAUUGUGCAGCCCAGUUUGGUAUCCACACCUCCGGUCAACAUGUCUUCUACAGCUUCCAUUAUCGUGUCAUCCACAGUUUCAGUUAACGCAUCAUCGACGACUUUAGUUAACGCGAGCUCCACACGUGUAUUGUCAAUUGUAACGCAGUCAUUGAAUACCACUGUCAUUCAAGUGUCACCAUCGGCAGCACUGAAUACCAGCUCAGUAGUUGUACAGCCUACCCUUGACGUUAAUACCACACGGUCACAGUUUUCCCAAGUUUUGUCUACUGCAUUGCAGGUAAAUGUCACGGUAAAGCCAAGUGCGAGCUCUUCCAUUGUCAUAAUCAGCUCAACUAUACCUGUGGUUAACUCGACCACUUCGCGUCCAGUUAUGGUAUCAUCGACACUUAUAGUCAGGUCAACUGAAAUGACUGAAAGUCAAAGCCUAAGUGUUUCCUCAUCAAGGAUUCAAAAGUCAUUUAGCAGCAUUGCGGUCACUGCAGUGCCUAGUGUGAAAGACACAUCUUUAUCUACGUCCGCUCGUGUGCCGUCUACGCAAAUACCCACUAGUCAAGUGAUUUCGCCAACAGCAACAGUUUCCAAAGAGGUAUCAAGUUCUGUGACUGUCCCUCCAACCCAACCUCCAGAUCCUUCUCUAUUAAUAGAAGCAAUCUUUAAAGUGCCUACAGAUACAGAUAUCCAGUCGGAGAAAUUUAAAGCAGACCUGGAAGAAAGGCUCGCAAAUGCUUAUCGCUUUGCCCAGUUGUCUCGUAGAAGGAGGAAGAGAGCGACACCAGAAAUCAAUGCAACUAUUGACACCAUAAAGCUUUUAAACAAUGAAGGAGACGUAAAUGUGACAUUUUUUAUCACGCAAGAUGGUCAACGCGUGCCAGCCCCCGAAGCUGCUCAAAACUACCAGAAGUUAUCCAAAGCCCAGCUGGGAUCGCUCAUAAAUUUAGAAGUUGUCAGCUUACCAGAAGCACUGGUUGUGCCAACAACCCCACCGCUUCCAGCAAAUGUACUGGUGUCCUUGCUAAUCCGGGACUCGGCCAGUAACAACGUCUCCAUUGCAGAAAAUAAGAAGAGACUGGAAGACAAUCUGGCUGCGUAUUACAAGGACCAGAAGCAGCUUACAGCCACAGUAACAGCCAGUAUCAAUACCAUCCUUCAUGAACCGAACGAAAUUGUGUACCUGGAGUUUUAUAUCUCCGUUGGCGACCAGGCAGUAAACGCGAGCGAUGUCGUGGAAACGUUCAAAGUUCCCAACCUCAACCUGCUCACUGCAGAGCUUAAAGUUCAGGUUUUAGUCCAGGUUUAUAUCCCAGACUCCCUAACGGCCUCGGAAGCUGAUAACGUCAUCAUAGGGAUCAGUGUACCAGAAAAUCAGGAUCUAACUAACGCCACGUUCAGAAGCGACUUAGCGGACAAACUUGUCGAGUUGUACCAGAAAGCCAAAGACCAGAGAAACUCACGUAGGAAGAAGCGAAGUGGAAGUACUAGGGUGACUAUUGAGGACAUUGUCAGAAAAACAGACUCUAGCGUGUCGGAGGCUGACGUUACCUUCUUCGUGUAUGAUGCAGGAAAAGUGGCGAAUGCCAGUUAUGUGGUAUCGAUUAUGAAUCGACUCAGCACCAGUGAAAUGACCACAGUUACCAGUCCUUACGCGGUUCUUUCCGCGCCAAGACAAGCAUUCGUGCCAACAGUUCCGACAGAAUUGACGCCAACUGUUGCUGCAACGCCGAUCAAGUGGUGGAUUAUUCCAGCGGUUAUCGGCCCGAUCAUACUCAUCAUCGUUAUCAUAUUGCUGAUUUGGUGGCGAUGGAAGAAAGGUGCUCCGAAAUCUAAGGUCGAGCCAGACACGAUUAGAAUGUUGGAAACUAACAAGAGAAAGCCGGUUCAAGGGUUUGACGUAGCUCGCUACACCGAGCCAGGAGUGUCAGGUACGAAGACAACAGCUUUCAUGUCCAGAUCCCCUCCCUCCGUUAAUGAUGAUGAAGAAGCAGCUCCUUUACCAGUGAAGCGCGAGACAUCACUGCGAAGGAAGGUUCAAAAGAGACCAAUACAGAAACCUCCCGUCAGAGAACAGAGACAGGAAAAUCCCGCAUACGAUGAAGAAGAAGAAGAGGAAGAAGGAGACGAGGACGAAAGCGUGGUAUCUGUCACUCCUCCGAGAAGUACAGAGGCGUUAACAAGGGAGAGAAUCACUGCAAAACCACCAGCAGCCUCUAGGAAGACUCCUGCCAAGCCACAAAGACCUGUGGAGCCGUCCGAACUUGACAGCGAAGAAGACAGUGAGCUCUCCGAGGGCGAAUCCGAGUCUGAACCCGAAAGUAUACCACGACCUGAACAGACUAGACAUUCAGCAGCUCAAGUGCCCACUGUUGCUGUUAUGAGCGAGGCUAGUGGUCCCCCACGGUACCCCCCUGUGCGGUUCCGCUCAUCGGUGCAUCCAGCGCCAAGCCUACCCCCCUUAAAUGCGAAGCAGACAUCUCUCGUUGGAGUGAAAGUAGAGCCACCUUCUGAAGAUGACUCAACACGAGGCCGGAGAAAAGGAAAAGCUACAAAGAGAGAGUUGGAGCAGAGAGCGGACCUUGAACGACAGAAGAAUAAACAGCGACUGCGUGACAGAAAGCGCAAUGCUUCUCACCGCCUAGGUUAUCCUGUUCCAGCCGAAAGGAGAGCCUGGCGCAGAGCUCAGCACGAUUUUGACGAUGUUCUCGAAGAGGAAGAUGCUGAGCGAGUGAUUACAGGGAAGAAGCGAAAGCCCCGAAGAAGGCGUCCUCCAAGCAGCUCCGUGGCUACAGACGAAGAAGGAGUGCCACACCUCAAGAGCUAUCGUAAACUCAAGAGUCCAAAAACCGCGUCUUCAACUAGCACACGGGACCGUGACAAGAAACGCGAUAAAUCUGAUACGGUUUCCAACGCUUCCAGCGACGAAUCCGAAAUUGACAUGGAUGAAACACGUCGACGAAUGCAUGCAAUGCUAGAUGACGCGUUCUCCUUGUUUGGACCACAAUUCUCAAAGAAAUUUGACAAAGAACCCGAGGGACAACCCGCACCGUAUCCCGCGGCGCAUCCCGAGGCGCAUCCCGAGGGAUACCCUACGACUCCUGUUCGGCAGGCCGUUAUUCCAAGGUACAUUGGAGGUCAGCCUGCCUUGCCAGAACCACCCCCGGCGCAUGGCCGAGCUACUGAACCAACACCACGACAACGCAGGCGCGUUCAGCCGACAAUGCCUGGCUACCCAGUAGGAAUGCCUCAAACUCCUUUAGGCAUGCCAGGUUACCCAGGCCGUCCCCCUGCGAGACCGAUUGUCACGCGUGAUCCGAUUGUGGUCUGGGAUCCAGCAGACAGACAACGGAUUUUAAACCAGCGGGCGCCACCUCCAACGUAUUCGUACAAAGAUCCCAGUGGUCAGAAUGUAUAUAUAACACCGGUACAACAGCAAAGAGAUGAUAUGGGUGGCCUGGUCUGGAGCCCGUAUGCUGCUGAAGACUCCAUGGAUACUCUUUACCCUGAUUUGGCUCAAGCAAGUUAUCCAGGAGCUCUAAGCACCAGUCCUCCGAAGGACACCAGUUUUCUGUCUCAUCUUCAAGCCGCGCCACCUCACGACACAGUGUUAAACAUGUCAGCCAGCGGUACUCUUGACCAGCGGGGAGCAUCGUUAGGACAAUCGCCACAACCUCUCAUCAAAUCUAUAAAAGACGAACUUUUCAGAUUGUCCCAAGGAUCCUCCAGAAAAACACCCAUCACUGAGCUAUAGCAGUCGUUUUAGAAUUUAUAAUUGUAUAUUUAAAUGAAAAAUAUUUUUAAAAUUCGGAAAAGGAAUUUGUACGAAAAAAAAAAAUUGGUGUUUUCUUGUAUUUAUAAAUUCUGAGUUGAAAAUUGGGCCCAGUUUUUGUCACCUGGGUUAGAUUUGUCACAAUUCUAAUGAAGUCGUGACUCACAUGAUUAGCUUAAACACAGAUGUAGGCGUACCAACGCAAGCAUGAUUAUAAGACAUAUAGGAAUAAAUAGUUGCAAGUUCACGUACAAACAUAAACUCUACCACAAGAAAAGAACGUCUUUCGUCUUUCUUGUAUUUAUAGAACGGCGUAUCUCGAGUAAAAAUUAACGUCGUUGCUCAACACGUUUAUUAUACGAUAACAUGCUAAUAGAGAUAUAAAUGAUAAAUAUGUUUUAGCCAAAAAUUAUUAAAUUGAAAUGGUGUAAAUAGUCCUUUAAGAAUACAACUCACGUCUUUGCAUUUGUCUUAAAAAACAGCCAUUCCUAGAGUUGAAGAAAAAUAUCUUUAAGAAGAGCAGAAUUUUUUCGCCCUACGAUUGUAAAAUGAACCUUUGACGGUCUUCGGUCUUUAUCGGUUGUGUGUAAGUUUCUAUAAUUAAUUUACCAACUGAUUCAAAUGAAAUCGUUUUGAAGUAAAAUAAGUUGCGAAAUGACUAUUUUACUAGUUUAACAAAGAUGACUAUUUUACACUAUUUAUGUUUAUGUAAAGGAAAAGAAGACUUUCAAGCUGUGUGCGAUAGGAAACAUUAAAAGCAAUUACAAAAGAAA
Molecule: messenger RNA, 9718 nt
Organism: Orbicella faveolata
Lineage: Eukaryota; Metazoa; Cnidaria; Anthozoa; Scleractinia; Merulinidae
Source: RefSeq, a predicted model, not a curated record